Messenger RNA from Zingiber officinale, 1413 nucleotides. RefSeq names its product probable E3 ubiquitin-protein ligase HIP1. Lineage: Eukaryota; Viridiplantae; Streptophyta; Magnoliopsida; Zingiberales; Zingiberaceae. The record is from RefSeq and is a predicted model, not a curated record. The coding region runs from base 82 to 1089 and encodes 335 amino acids. The transcript is spliced from 5 exons. Gene Ontology annotation, molecular function: ubiquitin protein ligase activity.
AGUCGGUGCUUCUCCUUUCACUCAAAAAGUUGAUUCUUUUCGGCUGCCGAACGCUUCGGUUCCUCCUCCCAAUCUCCAUCCAUGGCGUCCGCCGACGGCAUCACGUCGUCGUACGUUGGCUUCAGCCUCCGCCGGUUGCUCUUCAACCCCUCGUCCUCGUCCGAGACCUACGCCGCGGCGGCCGCCGCCGCCGAACGCAACCCCUUGAUCGGCGCGACUCGCGUUCCGCCGCAGUCGCCGCCGAGAAUGAAGAGAGGGAUUGUGGCGUCAGCCUUCCGCGGGCUUGGAUGUGCGUCGGAGUCGGCAUCGCGAGCUUAUUCUCCGGCCGCCGCCGCCGUGAGGUCGUCGGCGGAUUGGCAAGGGAGGCAGCCGCGGCAGCAGCGGCGGAAAAAUAAGGACAGGAAGUGCCAGGUCGGAGGCGACGUUUGGUGCACCCCUGGGAUACCGUUCGCCGCGGAGGCGUCAGUGGACUGCGUGGUAGCUCACCAGCCGAUGGUUGGAAGAGGAAAACCGGAGUCAAACGAGCGGAUUAAUAGAGAGCGAGCUUACGUUCCCAGAAGGGUCAGCCACCAAGAACAAAUCUCAUCCUCCAUGGAUUCUCCCUCAAAUAAUGACACAUCAUUCUUUGCACCUGAACUUCUGCGAUCAAGGCCCCUGCGCCACUUCCGAGGGCAUUAUCGAACUCCAGAUGGACUUGAGGAGAUCAUGAUGUUCCAUACCAGGGUUUUGCUAGGCGGAGGAAUGGAAAUGCACGACAGAUUUCGCGAUUGGCGGCUGGAUGUCGACGAUAUGUCAUACGAGGAACUUCUUGAGCUGGGUGACAAAAUCGGCCAUGUGAGCACUGGACUGAGGGAGGAGGAGAUUCUACGCAGUCUCAAGAAAGGCAAGGAUUCAGCCUUCGAUUCUUCGGUAUGGCAUCACUCGACUGAAGUAGAAUCAAAGUGCAGCAUUUGUCAAGAAGAAUACAGAAUGAGUCGCGAGACAGGAAGGCUGGAGUGUGGCCAUAGUUACCAUAUGCAUUGUAUUAAGCAAUGGCUUCUGCUUAAAAAUGCUUGCCCUGUCUGCAAAACUCCAGUUCUUAAAACCUAGAAGCCAAAAUCCUCCCAAACCCUGUUCUUCCUUGUAUAGAGCUUCAGCCGGAGGAUAAACCAGUGAUUUUUGUAUGUGGUCUAGUUACAUUUGCUAGAAGAAGAUGUUGCAGGGCAACUAGCCCUUGCAAAAGCAUUUAUUUAUAUCUGAAACAAAUGAAAUUAGCUGCUAAUCAACAAUAUUUUCUUUCCUCUCUUGUCUUCUCCAUUGCUCCCCUCUCACCACAAGUAAACAGGUUGAAACUCGGAUAAAAAGUCCAUUUGUUGCCUUUGUUUUUGUACUCGGAUGAAAUAAUUUCUGGAAAUGAAGGGUGUUUUUUAUAAA